Messenger RNA from Lactuca virosa, 1968 nucleotides. NCBI's taxonomy places the organism in Eukaryota, Viridiplantae, Streptophyta, Magnoliopsida, Asterales, Asteraceae. The record is from the annotation of a GenBank genome assembly.
AAUGAACGGACCGGAUCAAAAAGGAACUUUCUUACCCUGGACCGCCGUCCACCUUAUUCCGUCUUCCACCAAGAACCAGAAAAUAUAAUAUACAAAGGAGAAAGGGGGUGGCUGCUCAUAACUCAAGCUGUUAUUCAAAUCACUCUAUUCGUUAAUCAAAUUCACCUUCCAAUUGUAUUCCAAAAUGGCGAUGGCGAAUUUGGCCAGACGAAAGGCGAUCAAUCUGUUCAACAACACCGUCUCUUCAGAUGCCGCAAGGUAUUCCUUCGCUCUUUCAUCUACUUUCACAAGAGGAUUCGCAUCAGGAUCCGAUGAGAACGAUGUCGUUGUCAUCGGAGGAGGUCCCGGAGGUUACGUCGCCGCGAUUAAGGCUGCUCAGUUAGGGCUUAAAACUACCUGUAUUGAGAAGCGUGGUGCUCUUGGUGGUACUUGCCUCAAUGUCGGCUGUAUUCCUUCUAAGGCCCUUCUUCAUUCUUCUCACAUGUACCACGAAGCCAAGACCAGUUUCGCAAAACAUGGUGUCAAAUUCGACAACGUGGAAAUCGAUCUUCCCGCCAUGAUGGGCCAAAAAGACAAAGCCAUUUCCAACUUAACAAAAGGAAUCGAAGGCCUUUUCAAGAAAAACAAAGUCACAUACGUAAAAGGUUCCGGAAAGUUCUUAUCCCCUUCCGAAAUCUCAGUCGACACAAUCGACGGCGGAAACACAGUCGUCAAAGGUAAAAACAUCAUAAUCGCCACCGGUUCCGAUGUCAAAGGCCUCCCCGGAAUCACAAUCGAUGAGAAAAGAAUCGUCUCAUCAACCGGAGCCUUAGCCCUAACCGAAAUCCCAAAGAAAUUGAUCGUAAUCGGAGCCGGUUACAUCGGAUUGGAAAUGGGGUCCGUGUGGGGCCGCCUUGGUUCCGAAGUAACCGUGGUGGAAUUCGCCCCGGAUAUCGUCCCUUCAAUGGACGGUGAAAUCCGUAAACAAUUCCAAAGAAUUCUCGAAAAACAAAAAAUGAAAUUCAUGUUGAAAACAAAAGUUGUUGCGGUCGAUACUUCAACCGAUAUAGUCAAACUAACCGUCGAACCGUCAUCUGGCGGUGAACAAACCGUCCUCGAAGCCGAUGUCGUUCUCGUUUCCGCCGGUCGGAUUCCAUUCACCUCCGGACUCGGCCUCGAAACGAUCGGAAUCGAAACCGAUAAAAUCGGACGGAUUCCGGUCGACAAACGGUUUACCACAAAUGUAAAAGGCGUGUUUGCAAUCGGAGAUGUGAUUCCGGGCCCAAUGCUGGCCCACAAAGCGGAAGAGGACGGAGUUGCGUGUGUGGAGUUUAUCGCGGGAAAAGAAGGACAUGUGGAUUACGAUAAGGUUCCGGGUGUUUGUUACACCCAUCCUGAGGUGGCGUCUGUUGGGAAAACGGAGGAACAGGUUAAGGAGUCUGGGGUGGCGUACAGGGUAGGAAAGUUUCCAAUGUUGGCAAACAGUAGGGCGAAGUCGAUUGAUGAUGCGGAUGGGUUGGUGAAGAUUAUAGCUGAAAAGGAAACGGAUAAGGUUUUGGGUGUUCAUAUCAUGUGUUCAAAUGCAGGUGAGCUUAUCCAUGAGGCGGCUUUAGCGUUGUCGUAUGAUGCUUCAAGUGAGGAUAUUGCACGCACGUGUCAUGCACAUCCGACAUUGAGUGAGGCUGUUAAGGAGGCUGCUAUGGCCACUUAUGAUAAAGCCAUUCAUAUUUAGGCAAAAUGUGAUGUGGGUUGGGUUUUGUUUUGAAUACAUUUGUAGCUGCUUCGUGUGGAAGUGGUUGAAGAUACAUUCGACAGUUUUUUUUGUUUUUCUUUCUUUCUAAUUUCGAUAACUGCAGUUUGAUAUGGUUUAAUAAUGAUGGAUUUGUGUAAGAGGUAUAGAUUGUUGUGUUUUUUAUGUGUUGACUGCACAUUUACAUGAAUAUACCCUUUGGGGGGAGAAUGAGAUGUGUUUCCCAUGGUGGGAAUCAA